AUGGGUGAUCGAAACUUUCCCGAUUCUAAACGCAAUCACAACAAUGAUCGCAGUAAUUUGCUUUUGGAUCGAUGUUGUAACAAUGAGUGUAGUGCAAAACAUUACUCCAGAAAACGAAAUUUACCAUUUAAUUCGGAUAUUUCUGAUGAACAAAUACGUAAGCAAUCUUCAUCUGAGGAGGACAAUGAACUUGAUACAGCGAGCAACUAUUUCGAUGAAAAUGAUGAUGGUGACAACUCGAGUACCACCGAAGAACCAGAAGAAGAUAGAUUUUGCAGCAAUGCAAAUUUUAACCAGUCAUUUUCCGGAACUCAUGCGGUACAAACCAUAUCAUCUUUAUUUCGGAAUUCAAAUAGCGAAAAUCAAAAGGGAGAAAUUGGCAUCGGUUAUCAGUUCCAUGGUCAUACUGCCACUAAUUUUAAUACCCUCACACGUGGUUUCACAAGUGGUAUUGAUUCGAUUUGUCACCAUCAUUCCCAACAGCUGGUUUAUACUGGACACAUGCCAGUUAACUCACAUUAUGUGGUCAGCUGCAGCACCGUGCAAGGUAACAGUACUAGCGGUAACGAAAGUUCAUACGAACGUGCUAACAGUAUGCCCAUAAUAAGUACGACUACGAUAAAUGGAACGAUAAAUCAACAAGAGCUUAAUACAGUCGAAUCGUUCAUUCGACCUUCUUUCAACAGUUCAAAACCAACUAUUUGCAAUUUUGGUCUAAGUCGUACUAUGUAUGGUAAUUUUGGGUACACAUUACCUUCACUACAUGGCAUGCCUGUACUUGCUUCAGAAACGUUUUGUGCCGUACCUGGUCGAACGUCAUUGCUCAGUUCUACUACAAAGUAUCACGUCACCAUUGGAGAGAUUUAUAGGCGUAUCUCACCACCAGAAUGCUUAAAUGCUUCGCUGCUUGGAGGAAUUUUAAGAAAAGCUAAGUCAAAAGAUGGUGGAAAAACUCUACGCGAUAGUUUAAAGCGAGUUGGAUUAUCAUUACCGGCGGGGCGACGAAAAGCUGCCACUGUCACAGCAUGGACGGCCUUAGUGGAAGAGGAAGCUUUGCAAAUGGCCAAAGAUUUUGCGGCUCUCAGUGAGAAAGCAUUUCCAGUACGCCAAAUUGCUGAAUUUGUUUGCAGUCGGAUGAUUUGGCAGGAUAACCCACGGGAAUGUUGCACUUUCAUCGAACAUACAAGAUUAUUUAUCAAAGAACUGUCAGAUAUUAUCAGCGGUGAAUUCUCUGGGACAAUACUUGGUAAUCAACAGAACCCUAACCCGAACAUAUUAGCUACUCCCACUAUACAGCAUGGCCUUGCACAUUUCUCUCUAUUAACGCAUGGCUUCGGACCUCUGGCGUUUGUGACGGUAUUCGAUACGCUUACUGCAAUGCUUGAUGAAAUGCUGAAAUGCUAUGAUCGAAAUGAGCAGCAUUUAAAUAUUCAAUUAUCGGAUAUAUCCGCAACACACAUACCUUCUAGCCGCUUCAUUUACACUAGUAAUAUGUAA
Molecule: messenger RNA, 1497 nt
Organism: Brugia malayi
Lineage: Eukaryota; Metazoa; Nematoda; Chromadorea; Rhabditida; Onchocercidae
Gene: Bma-aptf-1
Exons: 11
Coding region: 1-1497 (498 amino acids)
Biological process (GO): regulation of cell population proliferation; anatomical structure development; regulation of transcription by RNA polymerase II
Cellular component (GO): nucleus
Molecular function (GO): RNA polymerase II transcription regulatory region sequence-specific DNA binding; DNA-binding transcription factor activity, RNA polymerase II-specific
Source: RefSeq, a predicted model, not a curated record